AUGAGGCCAGGCAGCGGGCCGCGCAGGACGCUGCGCAGCCUCAGCCUACCGCCACUUUCGCCGCACCGCCCGUGCUCCGCUGACUCGUCCGGCUAUGAAACCGAUACGCCGGACGAGGUGCAGCAGGAGGCGGUCCGCAGGGUAUGCGGCGCGCUCGGCAUGAGGGAGCAGUUCGAGGCGGCGAUGGCGGCGGGCGAGCUGCUCGAGAUGCUCGAGAGCUUGCCGCGAGGGGCGGUCGAGGCCUCCGUUCGGCUGAUGCGCGGUUACAACCGCACGGGCGAGUGGCCAGAGCCCAUCCUCACCAGCCCUGCCCCGCAGCGCGGCCGCUCGCCAAGCCCCGUCGAUGAGUGGUCAGAUGGUUAG
Emiliania huxleyi CCMP1516 is the source of this 363-nucleotide messenger RNA. RefSeq lists its product as hypothetical. NCBI's taxonomy places the organism in Eukaryota, Haptophyta, Isochrysidales, Noelaerhabdaceae. The transcript has a single exon. The coding region runs from base 1 to 363 and encodes 120 amino acids. The record is from RefSeq and is a predicted model, not a curated record.